Messenger RNA from Angiostrongylus costaricensis, 642 nucleotides. The record is from the annotation of a GenBank genome assembly. Lineage: Eukaryota; Metazoa; Nematoda; Chromadorea; Rhabditida; Metastrongylidae.
AUGAAAAGGCUUAGAUCUGGUAAGAAAUGGAUUGCCGUUGUGAAACGGUGUGCUGACAAAACCGUGACGCUAGAUGUAGUUGCGGCAUGGGCUUAUGUCUUUGGUGCUCCAGUGGUGUUUCCAAUAGCAGCAAUCUUCCAAACGUCGUCUGUCUACUUUUGUGUGGCAGCUGCCGUCGACUGCUUUAUCAGAGUAGUACUGCCUGAGUCCGUUCUGCAGUUGUACUGCACGCCAAGGAGAGCAAAAAUGACGUGCACUUGUAUUAUGGUGAUUUGUAUUCUUUACAACAUUCCUCACUUCUUCGAACUGGAAAAGGUGCCAUGCAUCGCAGCUGAUGGAGAUUUGGGACAGCAAAUCUGUCCGACGGAUAUUCGACUCGAUCCAGCUUAUUAUGCAAUCUAUUACACCUAUAUGUACACCACAUUUUUGGCUAUUGGGCCACUCACAUUGUUGAUUCUCCUCAAUAUCUGUGUGGUGUUCACCGUGCUCACGAAGAGAACUGCUGACAGUGACGAUUCUGAUACCAUAAGCCUGAUCCUCGUUGUAUUCUUCUUCAUAUUCUGUAAUUUCACCGCUCUACUGGUUAAUUUCAUGGAAAUCAUACUGAAUAACCCAGUUGGUGAUUUGAUUAAUUUACAAUAA